AUGGUGGCCCCUCUUGGAGGGGAUACCCUCCCUACCCCUACCCCCACCAUGCCUGCUACUCUAAAUGCCGAGACCCAGGCCUCUACGUCCUGGUGGUCCGUAAUGGAGAAGGUGAUUGAUCUAAACCUGGCAAAGGAGGAUGCGCUGGGGAAGGAUCCAAUCCUCUACCCAAACACCUCCUCCACCACCACCACUACAACCACUACCACCACCAACGCCCUUGGUGGCCCACUCCGAGGAGGGACCAAAGGGUAA
Molecule: messenger RNA, 255 nt
Organism: Perkinsus marinus ATCC 50983
Lineage: Eukaryota; Perkinsozoa; Perkinsida; Perkinsidae
Exons: 1
Coding region: 1-255 (84 amino acids)
Source: RefSeq, a predicted model, not a curated record